AUGUCUGACUAUCCGAUUCGUCCACCAACGCCGCAGGCGAUGCUUCAUCGUCUCCCCGAUAAACCGGAGAUAGAGCCCCAGGAGAAUACCAAACCAUCGAAGUAUAUCAUUCUCAUCACAGCUUCGACAUCGGUGGCAGGCAAAGUUCAGAUUGCGAAAUCAGUCGCUGCGGCACUCUCCUGUCCGCUCUUUCAAGGCGACAGCUUGCAUGAGACGUCAGCCAAAGCCGCCACCGUGGGCAUGUCGAGAAGCCUCUCGGGAGCUGAUGGCGAUGCCGACGCUGUCCGACCGAAUGAGGCGCGAUAUGAGCGCAUGUGGCUUUCCAAAAUGACCAGAACGGGUCUUUUGUUCCCCGAAGAAUCCCGGCCUGCCAAUGAGGGCUUCUCUGGCUUUGGUGGGACAUCCUCGACAUCGACGAGCCGGCGAGGGUCCUUUAGUUCUAUCGCAUCCGCCACUUCGGAUGCCGCCUCAACUUCCAGCAUUGCGAAAAGCUUCAUGUCUUCGGACGCUCCCACGACAAAAUAUGUCAAUAAGCCUGUCAUAUCCACGCCGCUUGGGGAUGAGAUCGGGCGGAAGUUAAACCCUGCCUUGAUGGUCGUCACACACCCCGAGCUAGAGCAAUGGCACAAAAUCUCAAUCAGAAAGACUGUGGAAGAAUAUGGUAUCGGAGUUCUCUUUGUUCCUCUAUAUGAGGAGGAGGAGGAGCUUCCCGUAUUGAAGCCCUUGGAUCCAAGGGUGAUGACGAGCUUUGGCUCAAUUCCCCGCCCCAAAGCUGCACAUGGUUAUCUAGGCGAAGAAACAGUACUACGAGUUGAUAUCAAUGCGAAGGUCGAAGAAAUCACACAGGAAAUUGUGGAAAAUGCUCGAGAAAUCAUGGAGGUGUAA
Messenger RNA from Colletotrichum aenigma, 885 nucleotides. RefSeq lists its product as uncharacterized. The transcript has a single exon. Bases 1 to 885 code for a protein of 294 amino acids. The record is from RefSeq and is a predicted model, not a curated record. NCBI's taxonomy places the organism in Eukaryota, Fungi, Ascomycota, Sordariomycetes, Glomerellales, Glomerellaceae.